Molecule: messenger RNA, 1537 nt
Organism: Raphanus sativus (radish)
Lineage: Eukaryota; Viridiplantae; Streptophyta; Magnoliopsida; Brassicales; Brassicaceae
Exons: 2
Coding region: 173-1516 (447 amino acids)
Source: RefSeq, a predicted model, not a curated record
GUAUGUUUUUAUCUUUGGCGCAACAAAAGAAAACUCAUGGUUUGGUCUCUUUCUUUUAGACCUUUUAAAAACUGAAAAUAGAAACACUAUCUAACAUUCAUUUCAAUCAUUCUUUUCGUUUUUGCUUCUUUCGUUCUUGUAUCCUUCAGAAGACAAAACAUUGGAUACAAUAAUGGAAGGCUCAAGAAAUGAAAAGAAGAAGAAGCAACAGCUUGAGAAAGAAAACACAAACACUCAAAAGAACAAGAAGCAGCUACCAAGUGUUUGGUUUUCACUCAAGAAAUCUCUCCACUGCAAAACCGACACCUCCGAUGUCCACGACCCGAGUUCCAGAAGAAAAGAGAUUGCUAAUGCUACAUUAUCCACCAAGAGAUCAACUUGUCGGUCAGGUUGUUCAAGAUCCAUAGCCAAUCUCAAAGACGUAAUCCACGGAAGCAACCGACAUUUCGAAAAGCCAACAACGACGACUUGCUCAAGCCCUCGUUCUAUCGGAAGCGGCGAGUUUCUCAACCCCAUCACUCACGAGGUCAUCAUCAGCAACUCCACUUCCGAGCUCAAGAUCACCGCCGCCGGAGGAGGCGACGUAGACUCCCCCACCGGAGCAAGGGGGUUCGUGGGGACUCUCAGACCAGGAACCCCGGUGCAUUACUCCUCUUCAAACGGGAGCCAAGCGUCGAGAAAGGCUUCGUCGGAGAGAGACAGAGGAGGUGUAGCGUUUAAACAGAGCAGAAGAGAUUACGAACAGAGCAGAAGAGACUCCGCCGUUGUCAACGGAGACGAUUCCUCUGUUUCUUGCCAUAAAUGCGGCGAGAAGUUUAGCAAACUCGAGGCCGCAGAAGCUCAUCAUCUCAGCAAACACGCCGUGACGGAGCUCGUGGAAGGAGAUUCGUCAAGAAAGAUAGUGGAGAUGAUAUGCAAAACAAGCUGGUUAAAAACAGAGAACCAAUGCGGGAGAAUCGAUCGCAUCAUGAAAGUUCACAACAUGCAAAAGACUCUAGCGAGAUUCGAGGAGUACAGAGACACUGUCAAAAACAGAGCAAGCAAGCUACAGAAGAAACACCCGAGAUGUAUCGCCGACGGAAACGAGCUCCUCAGGUUCCACGGAACCACCGUCUCGUGCGGUCUAGGGGUAAACGGGUGCACGAGCCUGUGCUCGUCGGAGAAGUGCUGCGUUUGCCGGAUAAUAAGAAACGGGUUCUCUGCUAAACGGGAGAUGAACAAUGGGAUCGGGGUUUUCACAGCGUCGACGAGCGGGAGGGCGUUUGAGUCGAUCGCGAUGGAGGACGGUGGUGGUGGUGGUGGCGAUGAGACGACGGAGAGGAAGGCGUUGAUCGUGUGUAGGGUGAUCGCAGGGAGGGUUCAUAGGCCGGUGGAGAAUGUGGAGGAGAUGGGUGGGUUGUUGAAUGGGUUUGAUUCUUUGGCGGGUAAAGUUGGUUUGUAUACUAAUGUUGAGGAGCUUUAUUUGCUUAACUCUCGAGCUUUGCUUCCUUGUUUUGUGGUUAUCUGCAAGACCUGAAUCAAAAAUGUUUUGUGUCAA